This is a messenger RNA of Paramuricea clavata, 1089 nucleotides long. The record is from the annotation of a GenBank genome assembly. NCBI's taxonomy places the organism in Eukaryota, Metazoa, Cnidaria, Anthozoa, Malacalcyonacea, Plexauridae.
AUGGCCCAUAAAAUUUAUCGGGAAACCCUUGUGCUUCAACUUGUACAAAAACUUUUGGACGAAAGUCCAUCCUCAACAGCAUAUGACGUCAGCGUCCGACGUACUUUGUACCUUUCGUUGGUAAAAUCCAAUCUAUGUUAUGCCUGUGAAGUUUGGUCCCCAUACAUCUGCUCACAGAAGACAAAGAUAGAGCGUGUGCAGAGACGAGCCACUAGAUGGAUAUUGAAAGCUAGAAAAGGUGAUUCCAGCUACAAUGAGCGUCUCGUUGAUCUGAACUUACUACCUUUGUGUUAUGAUAGAGAGAUAAAAGAUCUAAUGUUCUUCUACAAGGCUCUUUAUGGUAUUUCCGAUCUCAAUGUUCAUGACUAUGUCUCGUUUGUAACCCAUAACCACUCCCGUCUAUGUCGUAAUCCCAACCUGUUGCUCAAGACUCCAUUGUGUAAAACCACAACAUAUCAGAACUCAUAUUUCAACCGGAUCGUGAAAUUAUGGAACAGUGUUUGUAAAGUAGCUCCACCAAAUACAUUUUCUAGUGUCAAAACAUUUAAAUACUACCUCUUUAAUUAUUAUUCUAUGUUAGUAUCGACCGUAUUCGAUGUAAACUUGUUAUGUACUUGGUCUAUGUCACGUGACUGUUCCUGUCAUAAGAGUUAAUUGUCUUAUUGUAUAAACUUGUUAUUAGUAUUUACAUAGUAAACUAUAUUUACAUGUAUUCUGUUGGAAAGGUGCCUUGCAUGGAUAGCGCAAAUUAUUUCCGUUCCGUUCGCACCUCUUCCAUUUGGGUAAUAUUCGUUCUUCGCAUGCAUAGUAUUAGUACGUCUUUUGUAAAUAAUUAUUAUAUUUACCCAAUAAAGUAUUUAAACAUAUUCUCCAGAAAGAGGAAGACCAACUCAAGAUGAGUCCAGGCUGAAAGGAAAACACUUUCAGACAACUUCAGAGAAGAGAAAGAGAUGUGUGGUGUGUGGCUAUCAAAAAUCUAACGGAAAAUAUAAGGAUACAAAGACAUAUACAUAUUGCGCUAAAUGCAAGAAGCAUAUAUGUAAGAAUUGCUUUGAAGACUACCACACCCGUCUUGUGAUAAAAAAAUAA